Molecule: messenger RNA, 323 nt
Organism: Halteromyces radiatus
Lineage: Eukaryota; Fungi; Mucoromycota; Mucoromycetes; Mucorales; Cunninghamellaceae
Exons: 2
Coding region: 18-323 (101 amino acids)
Source: RefSeq, a predicted model, not a curated record
AAAAAAAAAAAAUUAUUAUGAAGAACCUUUCCUUGAUUGCUCUCUUUGCUCUUGUUGCUACUUCCAUGGCUGCUCCCUCUCGACGUGACACUGGUGAUGCUUGUCAACAAGCCAGUACCGCUACUUGCAGCAAUGAUUAUCAAGUUACUAAGGAUUGUUGCGCUGCUACUCAAGGUAAACCUAUCUUUUUUGAUGAAUGGGCCCAUAAAUGUACACAUCCUUUCGGUGGUCUCAACUGGGAUAAGUUUACUGCUUGUUGUACUUCCCGUGUCCCGGCAGAAGGUAUCAAAGAUCCAAAAGAAGGAAGACAAGAAAACCAUUGA